GUCUAAAGUCUGCUUUUUUUUAUAAUUUUUGUUCUCCAAUACCCUCAAUAUACCCAGCGCUUCCGCAUAGAGCGAAAUCUCACCCCAAUACGUUCCUUCUAUCUCCCAAAUAACUUUUCUCAGUUUCCAGUUUAUUUAUCUGAAAAAAUUCCACCGGUUGAUAAUAAUUAUAAAAAAGUUAAAUAAAUAAUGGCUGCUAUCGCCGAGCCUCAAAAGAUGAAUCUAAAUGGUUAUGUAGGUUUUGAUUCUAUCACCCGACAAAUUGAAAAGAAGUUACUAAAACGCGGCUUUCAGUUCAACGUAAUUGUUGUUGGCCAAACUGGACUUGGUAAAUCAACUCUCAUCAACACCAUUUUCGCUGCCCACUUGAUUGAUAGUAAGGGUCGUACUAGCUCCGAGGAACCUUUCAGGCAAACAACUGAAAUUCAAACUGUAUCACAUUUAAUUGAAGAAAAUGGAAUUCGUUUGAGACUUAAUAUUGUUGAUACUCCCGGUUAUGGUGAUCAAGUUAAUAAUGAAAACUGUUGGGAGCCAAUUAUUAAGUACAUUAAAGACCAGCAUAGUGCUUAUUUACGCAAAGAACUUACUGCUAUGCGUGAACGUUAUAUUCAAGAUACCAGAAUUCAUUGUUGCUUAUUCUUUAUUUCUCCAACUGGUCAUGCACUGAAACCUAUUGACAUUGUGGUACUUAGAAAACUUUCUGAAGUUGUCAAUGUCGUUCCAGUCAUUGCCAAAUCUGAUUCUUUGACAAUGGAAGAACGUGUGGCCUUCAAACAAAGAAUAAAGUCCGAAUUAGCCUUUCAUAAUAUCAAGUUAUAUCCUUAUGAUUCUGAUGAGCUUGAUGAUGAUGAGCGGGCACUCAACGAACGUAUCAAGCAAAUGAUCCCAUUCGCUAUUGUUGGAUCUGAAAAAAAUGUAGUAAUUGAUGGUAAAUCCGUUCGCGGGCGAAGAAAUCGAUGGGGUGUUAUUAAUGUGGAAAAUGAAGAUCAUUGUGAAUUUGUCCAUCUUCGAGAUUUUCUCACACGAACCCACCUUCAGGAUCUUAUUGAAACUACUGCUCAAAUUCAUUAUGAGGCAUUCCGUUCAAAACAAUUGUUGGCUUUGAAAGAAACCAGUAGCAAGCAACAUGAACAACAGCAACAACAAUCACAACCUGUGCAGCCGCAAGUAGGACCUGGUGGACCAGUUAUUUAAAAUAGAACAACGUAAAAAAAAAGAUUGAAAAUUCAAGGGGGUAAAGGAGGUAACGGGUAAUGUGGGUUUUAGAAAUUAUAUUGUAUUUUCUUAUUUUUAGAAUAUAUUUCAUAAAUUACUUCACUUUUUUUAACUUACCGUAACUUUUUCCUUGAUAUAUUUUGUUUGAAAUUUAUUUAUAUUUCAUUUUUGUUUAAAUAAUUUUGUUUAGAACUUUGGAUAUUUAUACGUCAUUAUUUUUAUAUAUUUAUUAUUAUCUUGAUAUAUGAUAAGCAGAAUGUAUACUCGGAAUUUAAUAUUUAAUUUUAUUUUGAAAUCCGAGUGAUGAAAGAUCAUUUUAUUGUUGGGAAACCUUUAAAAUUAUUUAUCAAUACUUUAAUCUGCAAACAAAUAUUAAUAAUAUUUUUUUUUUUCAUUUUCUUUGAAUUAACCCAUUUUAUUGUACCCAAUUUUUUAUUUGAAUUAAAAAAAAAUCACUAAUUAUCUAAUAAAUUAUAU
Messenger RNA from Rhizophagus irregularis DAOM 181602=DAOM 197198, 1692 nucleotides. Lineage: Eukaryota; Fungi; Glomeromycota; Glomeromycetes; Glomerales; Glomeraceae. The record is from RefSeq and is a predicted model, not a curated record.